Molecule: messenger RNA, 2577 nt
Organism: Gracilinanus agilis (Agile Gracile Mouse Opossum)
Lineage: Eukaryota; Metazoa; Chordata; Mammalia; Didelphimorphia; Didelphidae
Product: protocadherin gamma-A10-like
Exons: 2
Coding region: 1-2577 (858 amino acids)
Biological process (GO): homophilic cell-cell adhesion
Cellular component (GO): plasma membrane
Molecular function (GO): calcium ion binding
Source: RefSeq, a predicted model, not a curated record
AUGGGUGCUGGACCGAGGCUCCGAGACUGCAGAGGGCAAGUCCUUCUUUGUUUUCUCUUGGGGACUCUGUGCCAGGCCGGAUGCGGGCAGUUCCGCUAUGAGGUUCCGGAGGAGAUGGAGAAGGGCUCUUUUGUGGGCGACAUCUCAAAGGAUCUGGGGCUGCAGCCACGGGAACUGUGGGAGCGAGGAGCUCGCAUAGCCUCUGGAGGUAAAAAGCAGCAUUUCACUCUGAAUUUACAAAAUGGUCGUUUGUAUGUCAGUGAGAAAAUAGACAGAGAGGAAGUAUGUGGACAAAUCCCUCGGUGUCUGAUGACCCUCCAGGUUCUUAUGGAGGAGCCAAUAAAGCUGGUUCGUGCUGAAGUGGAAAUUCUAGAUAUAAAUGAUAAUUCGCCCAGCUUCCCUGCCGAGGAAAUUUUGUUAGAGAUCAGAGAAAUAACUACUCCAGGAACCCGCUUUCAUCUCCAGGAUGCAAAGGAUCCAGAUGUAGGCAGUAAUAGUCUCCAGAAUUACCUACUUAGUCAGAGCGCAUAUUUCAGCCUCAAUGUGCAUACUAAAGCUGGGGGUACAAAAUAUGCGGAGCUGGUGUUGGAAAAAUCUCUGGAUCGAGAGGAGCAAGCUGAACACCAGCUUCUCCUCAUAGCUGUAGACGGUGGGGAUCCAGUGAGAACCGGAGAGACUCAGAUCCGAAUCAAAGUAUUAGAUGUGAAUGACAACGCUCCCAUAUUUCAGCGCUCUCUCUAUGAGGUGAGCGUGCCUGAGGAUGUGCAAGCGGACACAGUGGUGGUCAAGGUGCAGGCCACCGACCGUGAUGAAGGUUCCAACUCCGAGAUAACUUAUUCGUUAAUAAAGCUCUCUGAGGCUUCUUCCUUGCUGUUCCAUAUCGGGUCCACCAGUGGAGAGCUCAGAAUAGUGGGAGGCCUGGAUUUCGAGGCCGAUCAGUUACAUGAGCUUGAAGUGCAGGCUAUUGACAGAGGAGGACUUUUUGCCCUGGCCCACAUUCUACUUCGAGUGACCGAUGUCAAUGACAAUUCCCCAGAAAUCACUAUCACUUCCCUCUUCAGUCCAAUCCCAGAAGACUCUCCACUAAGGACGAUAAUUGCCCUUUUUAACACCCAUGACAGAGAUUCUGGAGAAAAUGGACAGAUCCGGUGCACGAUUUCCAAGCAAGUUCCCUUCGAGAUUUCGGGUUCAUUUGAUAACUAUUACAGUUUGAUAUCCAGCGAAAUCCUGGACAGGGAGCAAAUUUCCAGCUACAAUAUUACUAUUACCGCGGAAGACAGAGGGGAUCCACCCCUAACAUCAAGCCAAGUGAUACAACUGCAGGUAUCUGAUAAAAAUGACAACCCCCCAUUAUUCCACCGAAGUCACUAUUUGGCUUAUCUAAUGGAAAACAAUUCGCCUGGAGCUACAAUAUCUUCUCCCAAGGCAAGUGAUGCAGACACGGAAGCGAAUGCCCAACUUACUUAUUCAAUUAUCAAUGAGACUUUCCAGGGAUCUCCUCUCUCUUCCUAUAUUUCGAUCAACUCUGAGACCGGUGUCCUGUAUGCUCUGCGCUCCUUUGACUAUGAACAGUUCCCGGAGCUUCAGCUGAGAGUGACAGCCAGGGAUUCUGGGGACCCUCCUCUCAGCAGCAAUGUGUCUCUGACUCUUUUCAUCCUAGAUCAGAAUGACAACGCCCCAGAAAUCCUGUACCCUGCCUUCCCCUCAGAUAGUUCUAGCGGAGUGGAGCUGGCCCCACGCUCUGCAGAGUCAGGCUACCUGGUGACCAAGGUGAUGGCAGUGGAUGCAGACUCUGGUCAGAAUGCCUGGCUGUCCUACCAUAUACUCAAGGCCACAGAGCCUGGGCUCUUCGCAAUGAGAUUACACACAGGUGAGAUAACUACUACCAGAGCUUUCCUGGAAAAAGAUUCCAUCAAACAAACUCUGGUAGUAGCUGUCACAGACAAUGGGGACCCUCCUCUCUCUGCCACUAUCAGUGUUACAAUUGCAGUGGCUGACAGCAUCCCUGAGAUCCUUUCAGAUCUCAGCAACCUAGUGACACCUGAAUCCCCAAAUGACUCCAGUCUCACAUUCUACCUGGUGAUUGCAGUAGCUGCAGAGUCCUGCUUAUUCUUUUCCUUCAUUAUCCUAUUAUUGGCACUCAGGCUUCGAAAGUGGUGUAUGGAGCUGGGAUCAACAAGUACACAUUUGGAGGGUAUUCAAACUUCACAGUUUCUGGGGAUAGAUGGAGUACAAGCAUUUCUUCAGGCAUAUUCACACGAGGUUUCCUGUACUAUCAAUUCCAGGAAGAGCCAUUUAAAUUUUUCAGCAAGUAAUUCACAAGAAUUUACUAGUAAGCAAGGAUCUGAACAGAGAGAAUCUAUUAUAUCUUGGGAUGCCUGCAACAAAGCAAAUGAAGAGCAAGCAUUCAUUAAGUCCUCAUCAAUCAGGAAAUGCACAUGGUUUAGUAUUAAAAAGGCUCAAGUGAAUGUCUCUCUGACAGAGAAGACAUUCAUAGAAGAAACUGAAGGAGAUGAACCACGACCUAGUGACUAUCUUCACUUUCAUUGUACUAGCCAAAAACUGCUGCCAGCCUGA